AUGGAGGAAAGACGAAAAUGUUACAUCCCAAUGCGCGUUGUCCUGGCGAUAAACGUGUUCACGGCGACGCUGAUGAGUUACAUGAUGCGCGUGAAUCUGUCCAUCAUCAUCAUAGCGAUGGUCAAGCCGACGGGUCUAUCGAAGAGGAUCAGCGAUUCGGAGUGCAUCGACGCGGGGAAUUCGUCUGCGAACACUGCGAACGUUUCUUUGCUGGACGUAGGGUUGUUCUUGUACGGGGAGCGGUACGCGUGGGACCAGACGAGUCAGGGUUACAUCCUCGGCGGUUACUUCUACGGUUACGUGUUGACGUCGUUUCCUGGUGGAAUCAUCGCCGAGUACAUCGGACCGUAUCAGACGGUCGGCGUGACCACUCUGAUCUCUGCGGCGUUGACCGCCUGCACGCCCUUCAUCGCGUCCCUCCACUUCUCCGUUAUCCUGGUGAACCGGAUGUUGCUCGGCGCUUUGGCAGGGGUGGUGUUUCCGGCGCUGCAGUGCCUGAUUGCCAGAUGGGUGCCGCCUGUGGAGAAGGGCAUAUUCAUCGGGUGUCUUCUGGGUGGCACCUUCGGAACGGUCAUCACGUGGCCGCUUCUCAGCGAGGUCAUCAUGAGGAUGGGCUGGACGUGGGCCUUCUACGUGUCCGGUCUUUUGCCCGGUCUCUGGUGCAUAUUCUGGUAUCUCACCGUCAGCAACUAUCCGGAUCAGCAUAGGUGCAUAGACGAGCGCGAGAAGAACUACAUCCAAGAGGCCGUCUCAUCCAACAUCGCCAAGAAGAAGGCAAUUCCACCGUACAAGGCUAUGUUCAUGUCCUUCCCGUUCUGGGCGCUAGUCUUCCUGCAGUUCGGCAACCUGUGGGGCCUUUACCUACUCCUCACCAUCGGCCCGAAGUUCAUCUCCGAAAUCCUCGGCUUCGACAUCCGGAAAUCCGGAUUCCUUUCAGCGCUCCCACAUCUGACGCGUCUCGUUUCCGGUUUCAUAUUCGGCGCCAUCGGCGAUUACAUCCGGAAGCGCGGCAAACUAAGCGUCACGUUCGUUCGAAAGUUCUUCGUGCUCUUUUCUCACAUGUUACCGUCCGUUUUUCUCUUUCUAAUUACAAUGGUGGGAUGCAACCGGAUGUGGGCGGUGGCCUUCAUGUCAUUGGCGCUCGGCUUCAACGGGGCGGCCACCAUCACCAAUCUGCAGAACGCGCAAGAUCUUGCGCCGAAUUUCGCUGGAACCAUUUACGGCAUCAUCAACAUGACCGGCAACAUGGCCGGAUUCCUGGCGCCGCUGAUCGCAGGCUACGUCACGCAGGAGAAUAACGGUCUUUCCGAGUGGCACAUCGUCUUCUGGCUGGGAGCAUCCAUCUACAUGGGCUGCGCCAUCAUCUUCUCGUUCUUCGGCAGCGGCGACGUUCAGCCAUGGAACAAGAAGCCGGACGCCGGAGAAACGUGAACUCAU
This is a messenger RNA of Nicrophorus vespilloides, 1437 nucleotides long. RefSeq names its product sialin-like. Gene Ontology annotation, biological process: transmembrane transport; monoatomic anion transport. Gene Ontology annotation, cellular component: plasma membrane. NCBI's taxonomy places the organism in Eukaryota, Metazoa, Arthropoda, Insecta, Coleoptera, Silphidae. Bases 1 to 1431 code for a protein of 476 amino acids. Gene Ontology annotation, molecular function: transmembrane transporter activity. The transcript is spliced from 7 exons. The record is from RefSeq and is a predicted model, not a curated record.